Messenger RNA from Tetranychus urticae (two-spotted spider mite), 690 nucleotides. The record is from RefSeq and is a predicted model, not a curated record. NCBI's taxonomy places the organism in Eukaryota, Metazoa, Arthropoda, Arachnida, Trombidiformes, Tetranychidae.
GGAACGUAUUUUUGAUUCUAAAUCAAUUGACUAUUUCCGUGAACUCUACUUUGGCACGGAAACUAACAGUUCAGAUUAUUUGCGAUGUCAACUUGAAAGAGCUUACAGUGACCUUCUAUUUGUUUGUCCGACUUAUAUCUUUGGUCAUCAAUAUGCUUCUAAUUUAGGCAAACAGGGCGGUAAAGUGUAUGCUUAUUUCCACACACAGAGACCAAAAGCUUAUCUUUCUUUUUUUAACGAAUGGAUGGGAACAUUUCAUUCAUCUGAUAUUCCAUAUGUUUUCGGUUUACCUCUGAUAAAAUCUGGUUAUUCACAGAAAGAUAUUUCAUUGAGUCGUGAAAUGAUGAAAAUCUGGGCUCAUUUCGCUGAAAAUGGUAAGCCUCCAAUGGUUGGUGAAACUAAAUGGAAACCAUUCCAAGAAAAGAUAUCAGCAAUGAUACUAAACAUAGAUGAUUGGGGAAAAACUGAAACUGAAAGAGUGGAAUUUUGUCUCAAACAAUGGGAUUAUAUAUAUCCACACGUUAGUAAGAAAAGAAAUCAAAGUUCAUCAUUUUAAUUGUUUAUCCCAGAGCAAGUACCUAUGCAACAGGAAAACUCAAUUUGAAUCAAAUUUUCUUUAUUGUCUUACCCGACAAAAAAUGUGCUAUAAGAAGAUAUUAUCUAGGUUAUUGCUCAUUGAUUAUUUUUUAA